CCGCCGGUGGCUUGGGAGGCGGGGCGCCGCUCCCCCCGGGGUCAGGCUCCGCGGCUGGGGGGCGCCCCGUGCAGAUGAACCUCUACGCCACCUGGGAGGUGGACCGGAGCUCGCCCAGCUGCGUGCCCAGAUUGUUCAGUUUGACCUUGAAGAAGCUCAUCAUGCUGAAAGAGAUGGACAAGGAUCUAAACUCCGUGGUGAUUGCAGUAAAACUGCAGGGUUCAAAGAGGAUCUUGAGAUCCAACGAGAUUGUCUUACCUCUCAGUGGACUAGUGGAAACAGAACUUCAGCUGACUUUCUCGUUACAGUAUCCUCACUUCCUGAAGCGAGACGCCAACAAGCUACAAAUCAUGUUGCAGCGAAGGAAGCGGUACAAAAACAGGACCAUUCUGGGCUACAAAACUUUGGCUGUUGGCCUUAUCAACAUGGCUGAGGUUAUGCAGCAUCCAAGUGAGGGGGCCCUGGUGCUGGGACUCCACAGCAAUGUGAAAGAUGUUUCUGUCCCUGUUGCUGAAAUUAAAAUCUAUUCUCUGUCCAGCCAACCAAUAGACCAUGAAGGGCUUAAAUCAAAACUGUCUGAUCGCUCCCCGGACAUUGAUAACUACUCAGAGGAGGAGGAGGAAAGUUUCUCUUCUGAACAGGAGGGGAGUGAUGACCCCUUGCAUGGACAGGAUUUGUUUUAUGAAGAGGAAGACCUUAGGAAGGUGAAAAAGACUCGGAGGAAAAUGACGUCGACUUCCGCAAUUACUCGGCAGCCAAAUAUUAAGCAGAAGUUUGUGGCUUUACUGAAGAGGUUCAAAGUGUCCGAUGAGGUUGGCUUUGGACUGGAGCACGUGUCCAGGGAGCAGAUCCGGGAGGUAGAGGAGGAUCUUGAUGAGCUCUAUGACAGCCUGGAGAUGUACAAUCCCAGCGAUAGUGGUCCCGAGAUGGAGGAUACAGAGAGCAUCCUCAGCACGCCAAAGCCGAAACUCAAGCCUUUCUUUGAAGGAAUGUCGCAGUCGAGCUCCCAGACUGAAAUUGGAAGCCUUAACAGCAAAGGGAGCCUUGGCAAGGAUGCCACCAGCCCAAUGGAAGCAUGCCUUGGGGACAAAAUGAAACCUAUCCGGAGUAAAAAUGCAGAUGACAAUAUCAAUGAAGCAGACACGCUUGAAGGAAAUGAGCAGGACACUUUUGGAGAUUCAGCCACCACCUUAGUCAUCCCGGAAAAAAUAAAGACACCUAUGAAGACCAGCAAGGGAGAACUUCAGAGCAUGGCGUCACCAAGCAAAAUGGACAGUGCUACCCACACGCCGCGGCAGAAGCGCAGCACCCCACUCAAAGAGCGGCAGCUUUCAAAGCCCCUCAGCGAAAGGACCAACAGUUCGGACAGUGAAAGAUCUCCAGACUUGGGUCACAGUACACAGAUUCCUCGCAAGAUCCUUUAUGACCAGCUGAAUCAAAUCCUAGUGUCAGAUGCAGCACUGCCAGAAAACAUCAUCCUCGUGAACACUAUUGACUGGCAAGGCCAGUAUGUAGCCGAUCUCCUUCAGGACCAGAAGAAGCCAGUUGUUUGCACAUGCUCCACCAUUGAAGUGCAAGCCGUCCUCUCCGCAAUCCUCACGAGGAUUCAGCGAUACUGCAACUGUAAUUCCUCCAUGCCGCGUCCUGUGAAGGUGGUGUCUGUCGGGGGCCAGAGUUACCUGAGCGCUAUUCUGAGGUUUUUUGUGAAGCAGCUGGCAAACAAGACAUCCGACUGGCUGAGCUACAUGAGGUUCCUCAUCAUCCCGCUAGGUUCUCAUCCUGUCGCCAAGUACAUGGGCUCUGUGGACGGCAAAUAUAGCGGGAUGUUUCUGGAUACCACCUGGAGAGAACUCUUCAGCAAAUCUGAGCCACCUGUGACCGAGGCUUUGGACGUGGUUGGCCGGAUCAUGCAGUACGUGAGCGGAGCAAACGUGACCCACCAGCUGCCCGUGGCUGAGGCCAUGCUGACGUGCAAACACAAAUUCCAAGAUGAGGAUUCUUACCAGAAAUUCAUCCCUUUCAUUGGGGUGGUUAAAGUGGGCCUCAUUGAAGAUUCUCCUGCAGCUUCAGGAGAGGGCGACGAUUCUCCGGUCAUCAGCCUAACAGUUCCCUCCACCUCUCCCCCGUCUACCUCCGGCCUUGCCAGGGACAUCACCGCCACUCCUCCGUCAUCUCCCUCUAUGACUAGCGGGCUGGCAGGCAUGGGGUCGCCCAAUAGCCCUUACGGCGAUGUCAUUGGGCUACAGGUGGAUUACUGGCUCGUUCAGCCCGUAGAAAAGAAGAAGGAAGGGGAGAAGAAGGACGCCAGCUCCAAAAACACCCUCAAGAGCGUCUUCCGCUCGGUGCAGGUAUCCCGGCUGCCAAACAGCGGGGAAACCCAGCUGUCUGGCACCAUGGCCAUGACUGUCGUCACCAAAGAGAAGAAUAAGAAAGUUCCCACAAUCUUUCUGAGCAAGAAACCCAAAGAGAGAGACGUUGAUUCCAAGAGCCAAAUGAUUGACGGAAUCAGCCGGCUAAUCUGCUCUGCAAAACAGCAGCAAACGAUGCUGAAAGUUUCCAUUGACGGAGUAGAGUGGAGUGACAUCAAAUUUUUCCAGCUAGCUGCCCAGUGGCCAACCCAUGUGAAACACUUCCCCGUUGGACUCUUUGGUUCAAAGCCAGCCUGAUGGUGGCCGUGCGGCUGUCCUUCCCGCGUCCUCGUCAUCCUGCUGCGAUGUGGCAUCACCUCUGUCCAAACCAUCAGCCAAAUUGGAGCUGUCCUGUGGUUACUUCACUCGUGUCGCAUCAACUUGUGUGUUGAUCUGGUCGCACCAGGGAGGGACCGGCCUCCGGUGCCAAGAGCAAGACGCUACGUUUUUUCUCCAGCCAAGGAGCUGCCCGCCGACUGCUUUCUCAUAUUUUGCUGCCACAUUGUGUCAUGGGUGUCCAGCCUCCACCGAGUGUGCUACAUCUUGGGAAUGAAUCCCCAGAGACUUGGAUUCUACUGAUCUCCCGCCACACCUGCCGCACACUCCUUCCUUGAGCUGAGCUGGCACACCUGUGUCUUCCUGAAGAAUGUGUUUUGAGAACUUGCAGUCCACGAAAACCUGCCUUUAACAACAUUGUUCCUGUUUUGCAUUCUAGCUUUUGCUGAGCCAACUGAGAGCUUUGCUGAGCUCUCUCUCAAAGGUCUCCUUCUCAGCCUUGGCCUUUCCAAAAGCACAAAGCGGCAAAGCCCACGUUAGCUCUUGUGUUGGCUCCCAAACUCGACCUGAGUCAAGGCCCUCUCUCCUGCCUCCAGUCCCUCCCUGUUUCAGGGUCAAACCUGCCAGGCUGGUGGAAGGAGCCUUAACGUUCAUGCGAGGCUGCCUGUUGCUUGCCUGGAUGAGGAGCAGAAGGAUCAUUGUAGGGAAGUCGAGGCUGACAUUCUCUGUCAGGUCCACCCAUUCUACUGGCCUAGCCACACACAUCCACUUCUCUGCAAUUGUACUCGUUUUUUGUUCUGGUAGUUUUUUAAAACAAACAAACCAACUAGCAAUUGAAAUAACGAUCCCUCCCCCUUUUUUAAAAACAACAGCAACAACUUGGAGCAGUGUUUACCGGAGUUGUAUCGACAUUCCAGGUAAGGCCCCCGCUUGCCAGUGUGAUAUCACAGCGGAGUGAGAGAUGGAGAAGGCUUUUGGAAAGUAGGGUAAACUGAAGCUCACCCCCGUUAAUUUUGCUUGACGACUGCGUUGAGAAACGUGUCAUCCCAGCUACACCCCACAGGUACCAAGAGGAGAGGCUGCACCUCAUCCUUCUGCACCCUUACCUGCUCCUGAGUGAGCCUUGUGGUGAGACGUGCAGGGAUGCUUUGGGGGACCCGUUCAGCUGCCUCCUCCGCGGCCUGCUGGUCACAGCCAUUCCGAGGGUGGUCUUGGUCUCCCAGCAGCAUUCCCAUCCUUUCAGCAUUUCACUUCUUGUGCGGUGGCGCUGAAGCACGCCUGUGUUACGGCGUCUCCAAGACCUGCAUGUGCCAUUCCAGAAGCCACAGACCCAGUCAGACUUUACUCUUUCUAAGUACCUGCUCUUUGCCCCAAGACUUCCCUGCUAAAGGGAGCAAGUUGAAUAUCGAUACAGGAUGAUUGGACAGGCCUCUCAGGCCAGAGCUGUUUGGCCCUGAUGCAAAAUGGCAUUACUGACCAUAAUUCAGCAAUACUUCUGGGAAGUGGGGCUAGAGAAGGGCUUUUUGCCUGUUAGCAAGUCUGCAGUUCACUGGGCAUUUUUGGUGAUCACUAUGAAGCCCCCCACCCCACCCCACCCCCAAACGCCUUCCCUUUCCCCUUCUCCCAGUAUUGCUGGUCCUGGUUUUUACUAAGGUAAAGCAUGAAAGCCUCCCACCCGCCUCUGAAGCUGGUAUUCCAUGGAAGAAACGGGAACCACCUUGCCUUCUCUCCUUGAAAACUUUGGCAGCCUCGCUGACGUCCUUUUCAUGAUCCACAUUGCUUUUAACCUAUUCCUGACCAGCAAUAAAACAGGGGGACCUCCAUCAAUAGGUUUUCAGGCACCACAGCAUCAGCGCAGGUAUUUUUGGCUGAUUAAGACCGCUUUGUGCCGCAGUGCUUAAAAGCCUUCAACCAGCUCAAAGCAUACAGUCAAACUGUGGAGCGCACAGCCCACUUUGGGCAUUCCAGAUGCAUUUUCCUAUUAUUUACAAAUGACCACAUGCUUUCAGAGGUCCCAGAAUCCAGUCUGGCGAUUUUGCCCUACCUGAAAGUGUAGGGGCUGCUUGAGUAGAAGGGGAAAUAUGGGGAUGGCAGUGAGCGCUCGGGCGAUCAAUAGCAGUUGAGCCAUUUCCUCUGCUUUGUAGAUUCAACGAGGGAAAGCCGUGUCGUUCUCUCCUUCAAGCUGUUCCCCCCACGAGGCCAUUUCUUGCAGAGCACCUUCAGCCCUGCCCUUCAGCUGCUGUUGCUGUUCUUGCUCAAGAGAAAAAGCAUGGUUAUGAGCACCGGCAACCCCAUUCCCUUUAGGCCCCUGGGGGUGGGGUUUCCCCUUCCCAGGCUUAACUUGAGAGCAGGGCAAGGUCAGCUGGAUCAGCUCUGAUUCCGUCUCCCUUGUUGAAGAGUCUCAGUGGUUGAUUUGGUGGUGAUGGUUUCGUUUCCUUCCCUUGGCUCCUGCUGAAGUGGGUGACUUUACAAAUGUGGCUGUUUGAAUCCUCUCCCAGACCCACAAAGUGGCAUUGCUGUUACGCGCCUGUCCUGAAUUCCACAACCCCCCUUCUCUAGUGGGGAUUGUCACUGAUCCAGGAUCUUUUGGUGUAGUCCAUCUUCCUUCUUGGACUAGGUCCCCUAUCUGUGCCCCUCCCCCUCUAAAUAUUAAACAUACUUCUUUUCUUUGGAUCAAACAAGUUGGGAAAGGGAGUUUAUGUCCCCUGGGUUUGGGGCUAGCUGCUUCUUCCGUAUGCAAAGGAGAGGUGACUCUCUAGAUAAGCACAACCGACUAUUCCUUCCACACCAGCUCUGCAGAAACGUCUGUCUUGUCUUGAUGUUUCUCUCCCCCUGCCCGCCGCCAUAAACAAACGUCAAGCCUAGUCCAAUUGCUUCAGGAUGAGGCCGUGAGAGAACAUGCCAGAGUCCGGCUGAUUCCAAAGCCACUAAAUGGGGGAAGUAGGGAAGGGAUUAGCCAAUGUCCAGGAUUCCUUGACAACCUCUUUGGGGCUGUACGAAUAAAAGUGUUGCUGAGCACCUGGCAGGCAGCACUCCAUGAUGGCAGGCAGGAAGCUACGCAGGUGUGGGAUUUGAGUGGAUGGGGGUUUCCUAGCAGCCAGUCAACCCUGCCUCUUACGUCCUCUGGAUUGCUUUUGGCCAAACUGAAACGUCGUGGGGAGGCCAAGCUGUGACAGAAGCCUGUGCCUGUCGCCACAUCCUGGGCUUCUGCAGCAGCACACACAAACUCUCCCCCACCCCAGUCCGUAGCCAGUUUAGUGCAGUGUUGUCACCAUAUGUGCCCAUCUGUUUGUCAAACCAGCGCAGGGCUGCCUCGCACACAUUUUCCGUGUUGUGUUUUUCUCCGUGGCCUGGCUGUUCCGAUUCAUGCUUUGCAAAAGCACGCGCGCUCCUCCUGCCGCAGCUGUGGACUGGGACAGAGAGGCCUUGUCAGAGCUAAGGCUCGUUCAGGUUUGGGACGCCACUUGCAAGCCUGGGGGCUGGCCAGCUGGCUUGUUUUCCCUUUUCAUUUCAAAUUCCCUUUAGGGUCUCCAGGAGUGUUAAUCCUCUCCUUGCCCGCAACACCCAAGGGAGGUGGGGAGAGGUUCAUUUCAAGAAGAGUCGAAGCAGCUGCCCAGAUAGCUGUGGAGCACAACCCUGCAGCUGUUUCCUUUGUGAUGAGGGCACAUGCCACUUCCAGCCCGAACUGUUGCCAUUCUAGCAAGGAUCCUGACACCAAACCAAAUCCUUUCACCACCACAUCCCCUCCCAAACUGGUCAGUCCUGCAAGGUGGAGUUACUCUUGUCUCUCCCUGGAGGAAAGCAGGCUCAAGAAGCUGAAGUGAUGUGUCCGCCCCCCGGGUCUGGAUGGGCAGGAGUCCCUCCUGUUCCAAGCCAGUUUGCGCUUUGUGCCGCGCGGAGUGUGGGACUCUUAGCUCAGAAGGAAAAUCGCCCUAUAUUGAGGGUGUGUAAUCAGCACGUGAGUUUAAUAGACAACUCUCAUGCGCGCGCACACACGCCACCUUGAAACCUCAAGCACUCUCCUGUGAGGUUCCUCACACCCACCAACACGGAAGAUCUACCAAAGAGGACACACCUGCCCCAUGAAUAAAUGACGCUCCCAGGAAAGACCAACGGCGGGAAGCUGCAGGGAGCUCCCCGAGGUUCAUUGCUUCCACAUGGCCUUGCCUCAGACCUAAUCUCAUGUCUUGACUGUUACAGUGAGUGAGUCCAUUUGAGGACCGUCGUCGUUUUCCUGUUUUUGCUGUGUGGAUUUUGCACAUUCUGGAACUAUUUUUGUCUAUAAUCCAGGUUGUCUGGAUUUUCAUGUGCUCUUCUGUGUCUUGGCCACUGUACAUAAAUAUGAGUUUUGUAUAUAAUCUCAUUUUUUGGUAAGCAUCUUGAUUCUCUUCAGUUUGGAUUACCAGCCCCAAACAACCCACGUAAAGAAUUUCUGCUUCAGUUAGAUUUUGGGGCCUUGUUAGUAUUUGAUGCAUUUUAUUCCUGGGGUCUGUUGUCUUCCUCCCCCUCCCUAUUUUUUGAGUUUUUCAUUAAAUAAAUUGUGUCUUUUUCUUAAAA
Elgaria multicarinata webbii is the source of this 7241-nucleotide messenger RNA. It is a transcript of the gene PACS1, whose product is annotated as phosphofurin acidic cluster sorting protein 1. Gene Ontology annotation, biological process: protein localization to plasma membrane. The record is from RefSeq and is a predicted model, not a curated record. NCBI's taxonomy places the organism in Eukaryota, Metazoa, Chordata, Lepidosauria, Squamata, Anguidae. The transcript has 24 exons. Gene Ontology annotation, molecular function: transmembrane transporter binding. The coding region runs from base 75 to 2666 and encodes 863 amino acids.